UGGACCUCCUCUUCCACUGCCCGAGUGGGCGAAUCUUCUCCAUCGUCGUUCUUUUUUACGAAUCCUACCAGAACGAAGCCCUCUAUCUCGACCUCCUCCAGCUCAACCCCGGCGAUGGAGGCCCUUCUCCCUUCUUCCUCCUCCUCGAAACGUUCCUGCUCCGGUGACAUCUCGCCGAUCGGCGACACGACGGUCUUACCAAAUUCCGCCACCAUUGACGGUUCCAUGGCGUCGCUCCUUGGGCUUCGAGACCCUUCCGUCUCCAUUGACCUCUCACUCCAGCGCAUCCUCGAUUUGACUGCUCAGGAUUUGGAGAAGGAGAAGCUGAUCGAAAACGCCAUGCGCGUUGCGUCGGCCAUUCAUGAAGCCGCUAUUCGUUCCGCCAGGAGGCGUGCUUCCAUUCACAACGCUGCGUCCUGGCCUCUUCCGUCGGAUCUCACUGUUAAAGUAUUUUCCAUCCUAGAUACACGAAGUCUUUGUCAAGCAGCGGCUGCAUGCUCCAUGUUCAGUAAGUGUGCCGGAGAUCCAUUAUGCUACUGUAAUAUUGACUUGACUGCGAAGGAUCCAAAGAUUAAUAAUACGGUCGUCUCUACUAUGAUACAACGAGCUGGGAAAGCCCUUAAGUCCCUUAAGCUUGGCAUAUGGCCCAAAUCAGUAGCAAAUGAAGAUGUUAUUAGAAGCUCAUCUUAUUCCUCCAGAAAUUCCACGGAAUUAUUAGGUCUUUCAUGGAGUGAAAGAAGGCCUAGGCAGGGAAAGGAACCUUGUAUACUUACUAGAUCUUGCUUGCUUGCUUUAAGUGCUGAUGGUUCUGCUGCAGGGGCACAUUUGAGGAGUUUGCACCUGCACAAUAUCGAUAAAAUGGAUGGCCCUGCAUUUGCUAUUGCAUUAUCAGUUUGCCCUUCUCUCCUUGACUUGAAAGUUGUUGGUUUACAUAUCGAGCUGAGGCAAAUAUUGGAGUUUCUGAGUGCGUACUGUCACUCCAUUGAGCAAUUGUUUGUAGAGUCUCUGGAAACUGGUUGUGAUGAUAGUUUGAAAUCCCAAACUUGUGCUGAUCUUGUAAAUGGAUGUCCUCAAAUAAUUUCAUUGACUUUAAGGGGAUUCAAACUCAAUGAUCACAAAGUUCGUAUCCUGAUCAAAGGGCUUGCAAAUCUCAAGUUAGUUGAUUUUUCAACAUCUUACUCAAUUUCCGGAGUAUUUUUAAGGAACCUUGUCAAUGGCUCAAAUGCUCAUUCACUUGAAGUCUUGAUUCUUCGUGAUUGCCUGCAUCUCAAAGAACUUGAAGUUGCUCGGUUCUUAUCAGCUUUGAUCUCUGGAGAUUGUAAGCUCCUCAGAUAUUUGGAUAUCUCGAAUAAAGAUGGCCUUUCGUCAGAAGAUGACUGGAAUGUUAGGUGCUACAGCCCAAGUAUCCCACCACUAUCACGCAUUUUGGAAGCGAGACCUGACUUGUGCUUGCUCGCAGACUUUCCUCCGGACGAGUGCUGCAUGGAUAUUGAACAAAUCAGUGAUGAAGAAGUAGGCAGUGACUCCGGCUUGCAAUUUGAGAACGAUCAGAUAUUAAAUCCAGACUACUUGGAUUCAUCUGAUAGCAGUUAUAGUAGUAAUCUCGCAAGUGGAAGUGAAGACGCUUAUGAUACCAAUUAUGCAUUCUAUGAUGGGGACAACCUAGAUGAGCUCGAAUUUCAGUUUAACUAUUGAAAUAAGUUUGCAGGGUGAAGAUUGGGGGGCCUCGAACAAGAGAAUUCAUUUCCUCAAGGAAGUCUACUGUGCCGUUCAAUGUUUGUAUAAUUGCAUAAUGUAGAUGGAAUAUUUUAAUUUUCAUAAUGUAAAAAUAUGUUUCGAACCAAUUAAAUCGAGCGAGCAGAGUUUUAAGUGAA
Molecule: messenger RNA, 1874 nt
Organism: Phalaenopsis equestris
Lineage: Eukaryota; Viridiplantae; Streptophyta; Magnoliopsida; Asparagales; Orchidaceae
Product: F-box protein SKIP17-like
Exons: 13
Coding region: 115-1695 (526 amino acids)
Molecular function (GO): protein binding
Source: RefSeq, a predicted model, not a curated record